Aspergillus alliaceus is the source of this 1677-nucleotide messenger RNA. Its product is annotated as DnaJ and TPR domain protein. Bases 1 to 1677 code for a protein of 558 amino acids. NCBI's taxonomy places the organism in Eukaryota, Fungi, Ascomycota, Eurotiomycetes, Eurotiales, Aspergillaceae. The record is from RefSeq and is a predicted model, not a curated record. The transcript is spliced from 3 exons. Gene Ontology annotation, molecular function: protein binding.
AUGGCUGCCGCUGCCGACCGGAGCUCGAUGGACAUUGACAGCAAUGAUCCCCGACUUAGCUCGGCUAAUGGUGUGAACGGGGGGCAUGCCGAAAAGAGUCCUACCCCUCCUCCUCACAGAUCGAAUGGAACCACCGCCGAGGCGGAUUCAUUCAAGUUGGCGGGAAAUAAGUUCUUUAAAGAUCGCAAUUAUGCAAGGGCUAUCGAAGAGUUCAGCAAAGCUCUGGAGAUUAACCCUAAUUCGUCCGUGUACCUAUCCAACCGGGCGGCUGCAUACAUGGCCGCCCACCAGUACCUGAAUGCUCUGGAGGACUGUGAACGGGCUAUUGAGCUCGAUCCGUCUAACGUUAAGAUUCAGUAUCGUCUGGCCCGUAUUCUCACCAGUCUGGGCCGCCCGCAAGAGGCCCUCAAUGUCUUCGCCCGCACGGAUCCUCCCGCCUCGGCGACCGACCGCGCACCCGCCGAGAAGAUGAUUCGUUUCGUUACACAGGCGGAAGAAACCCUGAGUCAGGAUCGGGGAGUGUCGAUGGCUCUGUUCUGUCUGGAUCAGGCGAGACAGCUCUUGGGCAAUGGCGUUAAGGAGCCUCGCAAGUGGACCUUGAUGACUGCCGAAGCGCAGCUGAAGAUGGCUAACGAGAACUCGUUUGCCAAGGCACAGGAUAUUGCGAUGGGAAUGCUUCGACAGAACAAUCAAGAUCCCGAUGCUCUAAUGAUCCGUGCCCGUGCCUUCUACGGUCUGGGAGAGACUGAGCAGGCGCUGAAGACCCUUAAGAUAUGUAUCAGCUUGGAUCCCGAUAUGAAGCCGGCUAUAAAGCUGCUCCGUACCGUGCAGAAGUUGAUGCGCACGAAGGAAGAGGGCAACAAUGCCUUCAAGGCCAAGGAUUAUCGCAAGGCCAUCGACCUUUGGUCGGAGGCUUUAUUGGUGGAUCCGAACAACAAGGAUAUGAACGCCAAGAUCCUGCAGAAUCGUGCUCAGGCAUAUAUCAAUCUUAAGGAAUACGAUAACGCGGUCAACGACUGCAACGAGGCCUUGCGGCUGGAUUCAUCGUACAUUAAGGCACAGAAGAUGCGUGCCAAGGCUCAUGGCGGAGCAGGCAACUGGGAAGAAGCAGUACGUGAUUACAAGGCUGUAGCUGAAGCCAACCCCACCGAGAAAGGUAUCCAGGAAGAGAUUCGCCGGGCCGAGUUUGAGCUCAAGAAGGCCCAACGGAAGGACUACUACAAGAUCUUGGGUGUGUCUAAGGAUGCUUCCGAACAUGAGAUCAAGAAGGCCUACCGCAAGCUGGCCAUUCAGUUCCACCCUGAUAAGAACCGUGAUGACCCGCAUGGUGAUGAGAAAUUUAAGGAGAUCGGAGAGGCCUAUGAGACUUUGAUCGAUUCUCAGAAACGCGCCGCUUAUGACAACGGUGAUGACCUUAUCGACCCUGCUGACAUGUUCGCCGGCCGUGGCGGUGGCUUCGGCGGCUUCGGCGGCAUGGGAGGCAUGGGAGGCAUGGGCGGAAUGGGCGGAAUGGGCGGUAUGGGUGGUAUGGGUGGUACCCAUAUCAAUAUUGACCCCAACAUCCUCUUUAAUAUGAUGAAUGGCGGCGGCGGUGGUGGCGGAUUCGCACAAGCCGGCGGAAAUCCCUUCGGCGGCCAGUCCCGUGGCGGCGGAUUCCCUGGCGGAUUUCCCUUCUAA